AUGACAACUCACCCAGUGCACCAGCCCAAGUACGACUGGUACCAGGCUGGGGGACUGAUCCGCAGCGUGCAGUUCCAUGCGCUCAGAGGUCCUGAGCCCCUGUACAUAGCUUCUGUGGGUGUUUGGCCACGUUCGGAGGUCGAGGUGGAGGUUGAGCUCCAGGCAUCGCAAGCGGCGGUUGGACGCCCUGAGCUGGUGUUUCGCUACCGCUUCGACGACGCGAGCCGAUGCCAGGAGGCAGCAAGCUGGGAUCAGCUUCCGGGAGCAACGGCGCAGCUUCUGGUUCCAGAGGCCAGCAUCUGGGACCCCAAAGCGGACGAGCCAUCCUUGCACCACCUGUCUGUGGCCUUGUUCCACGAAGAGCAGAUGCUUGACUGCCACCACGUUCGAUUCGGCCUGCGCAAAGUGGGAACACGCGGCACCCAGCUCCUCCUCAACGGUGCGCCUCUGAAGCUGCUGGGCUUUAACCGCCACGACAUGGUCGACACCCCGGUGCUAACCUUCGACCAGCUGCUCAGAGACGUAUUGCUCCUGAAGGACCUAGGGGCCAACUUCGUCCGCGGGGCGCAUUACCCACAGGACCCGCGCUUCUUGGACCUCUGUGACGAGCAUGGGCUCCUGGUGUGGGAGGAGGUCCUGGGCUGGCAGAACACCGCCGCCGACUUUGCCGAUGCAACGUUCAUGGCACAGAGCUUCCGCAUGGCUGAAGAGAUGGCGCGGGCAUCGGCAAACCAUCCAUCGGUGAUUUUCUACGGCUUCUUUAAUGAGGGAGAGUCUUUCGACGAUGGUGAUGCCAGCUGCCGUGCAUACGAGUCCAUGGCGGCGCAGCUGCGCAGGCACAGUGGGCGAAGUCGCUUGAUCAGCUACGGGUCCAACCAUGCCGGGGAGGACCGGCAGCUUGGGACAGUGGAUGUCUAUGCAUUCCACCUGUAUUUGGCCUGGUACCCAACGACACACCCGGUGGUAAAGGAGGAAGUGGAGGAGAUCCCUGGCAUUUGGGAGCAAGUGCGGCUGUGGUCGCUUCAGGCCGGCGAGAAGCCCAUGCUCAUCACCGAAGCCGGAGCGGGCGGCGUUUUCGGGUUCCGCGGUUCUGUCUCGCAGAAGUGGACAGAGGAAUACCAGGCGCUGCUCCUCUCCACCCACCUCGCGGCUGCCACUGCCAAUCCCGGCAUCGCAGGCAUCUCCUUGUGGCAGUUCGCCGACAUUCCCAUUGACCGCAGCGUGAGCGACGAGCAACAUCGGCCCCGAGGCCUCAACAACAAGGGCGUCUUCAGCCUGCACCGAAUUCCAAAGCUCAGCGCGGCAGCCGUGGCAGAGCUGCUCCGGCGUGUGGAGGGGCUCGGAUGA
This is a messenger RNA of Symbiodinium natans, 1347 nucleotides long. NCBI's taxonomy places the organism in Eukaryota, Dinophyceae, Suessiales, Symbiodiniaceae. The record is from the annotation of a GenBank genome assembly.